AUCCUAUCCGCCAACGCGAAUGCAGACAUUUCCCCUGUUGGGUCAUCAAAAACAAUCCCUUCUAAGCUAACCCAUUUCCCCUUUUUUCCUUCUUCUUCUUCUUCUUCUCAAUCUCAAAUAAACACUCUCUCAAAUGGGUGUUUUAUCUUCCCCUUCUGUAAGCCACUCUCCAAUGCCUCGUCCUCGUAAUGUUGGCUCCCUUUCUCUUCUUGGGUUCUCCUCACUUUCCCUUAAACCUCCUGCCUUCUCUAAUGGCGCCAAGAAAUUUCAUGGGUUUGGCCUCAUAAGAGCCUCUGUUGCCGUGGAGCAGCAGACAGAGAAGACCAAGGUCGCUCUCGUCAGAAUUGGCACCAGAGGAAGCCCAUUAGCACUUGCCCAGGCUCAUGAGACGAGAGACAAACUCAUGGCCUCCCAUCCCGAGCUAGCCGAAGAUGGGGCCAUUCAGAUUGUUGUAAUCAAAACAACUGGUGACAAAAUACUCUCUCAGCCACUUGCAGACAUUGGUGGGAAAGGCUUAUUUACUAAAGAGAUUGAUGAUGCACUUAUUAAUGGUGACAUCGACAUUGCUGUUCACUCAAUGAAAGAUGUACCGACUUACUUACCUGAAAAGACCAUCCUUCCAUGUAAUCUUCCAAGGGAGGAUGUCCGCGAUGCCUUCAUUUCUCUAAGUGCAGGUUCACUCGCUGAGCUUCCAGCUGGAAGCAUCAUUGGGACAGCUUCACUGAGAAGAAAGUCUCAGCUACUGAAUAGAUAUCCAUCCCUCAAAGUGCUGGAGAAUUUUCGUGGCAAUGUCCAAACAAGGUUGAGAAAACUGAAUGAAGGUGUGGUCCAAGCAACACUGUUGGCUCUAGCUGGACUUCGGCGUUUAAAUAUGACAGAAAACGUUACUUCGAUCCUUUCAAUUGAUGAAAUGCUUCCAGCUGUUGCUCAGGGAGCUAUUGGGAUUGCUUGUCGAACCGAUGAUGACAAAAUGGCCAAUUACUUAGCCUCAUUAAACCAUGAGGAAACAAGACUGGCUGUUGUUUGUGAGAGAGCUUUCCUUGAGACUCUUGAUGGAUCUUGCCGAACUCCAAUCGCAGGAUAUGCUUCCAGAGAUGAAGAUGGCAAUUGUAUAUUUAAAGGGUUGGUGGCUUCCCCAGAUGGAACACGAGUUCUUGAAACUUCUAGACGAGGUCCAUACGCUAUUGACGAUAUGAUUGCAAUGGGGAAGGAUGCUGGCAAGGAGCUUCUUUCUCGAGCAGGUCCCGGUUUCUUCGAUAGCUAGUUAGUUUUCUUAGAAUUUAGGAUAAGGCCAGCGAGAAAAGAUCAAGGCUUCAUAUCCAAAUUUUCAAGUGAGUAUUUAUUCAUCCUUUGAGAUGAAGCUUGUAUUUUAAAUAUGAAUUUUUUUCCCACCCCUUUGUUUCCUUUUAAUUGGUUGUGUAAAUUAGAACAGAAAUCAUUUAGACUUUCUUGGCUUCCGCGAAUAAUCAAUACAAUUUUCCCCCUCAUUUGUGGCUUUCCAA
Messenger RNA from Benincasa hispida (wax gourd), 1502 nucleotides. RefSeq names its product hydroxymethylbilane synthase (gene HEMC). Lineage: Eukaryota; Viridiplantae; Streptophyta; Magnoliopsida; Cucurbitales; Cucurbitaceae. Gene Ontology annotation, molecular function: hydroxymethylbilane synthase activity. The record is from RefSeq and is a predicted model, not a curated record. Gene Ontology annotation, biological process: heme biosynthetic process. Gene Ontology annotation, cellular component: cytoplasm.